UAUACUCCACUUGAUAUAGCGUCCUCUCGACUCCAGAGUAAAGGAGCAGCUGUGUUUGUCUUGGGUAUAGGAGACGACGUGGACAGCACAGAGCUUAGCCAAAUUGCCUCUGGACCUAAAAAUGUGUUUACAGUGGAUUCCUUCAACGACUUGGACCGUAAGGCCGAUGAAACAAAGAGAGGCAUUUGUAUUUUCGGUAAAAUAUAUGCAAAUUUACUUUUAUUUUCUAGAAGAAAUGUCGUAUUUGUUUGAAACACUGUCACUCAAGUAGAAUGAUUACCAUUUGUUAGUUUUGCUCCUUACUUAUUUUUGUCUUGCUGUAGUGCCAACUCCAUCUGUCACGCCUACACCAACGCCAACUCCAGGAGGUAAGGGAUAACUCCAUCUGUCAUUAGAUUAUCACCAAAUUGCCAACUUUUCAGGAGGUCCGAUUCCCAUGGAUACGACUUUCAUUAUCGAUUCGUCCUUAUGUGAUAGUGACAGCAACUGGAAUCGCGUACUGUACUUUGUCCAAACUUUGGUCAGAUUAGGUUAUCUCAUAAAUUGCAUUUUAUUUUACUUUUCAUGAAGACGAAGUAUGUCCGAUUCCCAUGGAUACGACUUUCAUUAUCGACUCAUCCUUAUGUGAUAGUGACAGCAACUGGAAUCGCUUACUGUACUUUGUCCAAACUUUGGUCAGCUUUUUCAAUGUAUCACCAUCUGUAGGGCGUAUUGCCCUCGUCCAGUUCAGCACUGACGCGAGAGUUCUUCUCAAGUUCAACACGUUAUCUGGUAACCUUCUGAAUGGC
This is a messenger RNA of Porites lobata, 788 nucleotides long. The record is from the annotation of a GenBank genome assembly. Lineage: Eukaryota; Metazoa; Cnidaria; Anthozoa; Scleractinia; Poritidae.